AUGUCAGCUCGGAUCCCAUCCAUUGUUUCAAAGCACGUCAGCGAGGCGGCGCGACAAAAGAUUGACAUCGUGGCCAAGUUUGUCGAGGAAGAAUGCAUUCCCGCCGAUCCCGUGCUGGAAGCCCAGAUAGGCGAGGGCGAUAACCGGUGGGAAACACACCCGUCCAUCAUCGAGGAGCUCAAGGACAAGGCGCGCAAGCUGGGCCUGUGGAACAUGUUCCUGCCCAAGGGCUUCUACGCCGAGUCGCCUGGCUGGACCAACGUCGAGUACGCCCUCAUGGCGGAGUGGCUGGGCCGCUCGCGCAGCGCCUCGGAGGCGUGUAACUGCUCCGCGCCCGACACGGGUAAUAUGGAGGUGCUGGCCAAGUACGGCAACGCGGCGCAGAAGGAGGAGUGGCUCAAGCCCCUGAUGGAGGGCAAGAUCCGCUCGGCGUUCCUGAUGACGGAGCCCGAGGUCGCGUCGUCGGAUGCCACCAACAUCCAGCUCCAGAUCACGCGCGACGGCGACGACUACGUCCUCAACGGCUCCAAGUGGUGGUCCAGCGGCGCGGGCGACCCCCGAUGCAAGCUGUACAUUGUCAUGGGCAAGUCGGAUCCCAACAACGCCGAUCCGUACAAGCAGCAGUCGGUUAUUCUAGUCCCCGCUGGCCUGCCCGGCAUCACCAUCAAGAGGAUGCUCAAGGUGUACGGCUACGACGACGCUCCCCACGGCCACGGUCACAUCACCUUUAAGAAUGUGCGCGUGCCGGCCAAGAACCUGGUGCUCGGCGAGGGCAGGGGCUUUGAGAUUAUCCAGGGCCGACUGGGACCUGGGCGCAUCCACCACGCUAUGCGCUGCAUUGGCGCUGCCGAGAAUGCCCUCGACUGGAUGCUCAUGCGCGUCAACGACGAGAGCAAGAAGCCCUUUGGCAAGCUCCUCCGCGAGCACGGCGUCAUCCUCGAAUGGAUCGCCAAGUCGCGCAUCGAGAUUGACGCAGCACGCCUCAUCGUACUCAACGCGGCCGUCAGGAUGGACGAGGAGGGCCCCAAGAAGGCGCUCAAGGAGAUUGCCGAGGCCAAGGUGCUGAUUCCCCAGACGGCGCUGACCGUCAUCGACCGCGCCGUGCAGGCGUUUGGCGGCGCCGGUGUCUCUCAGGAGACGCCGCUGGCCAACAUGUGGGCGGGCAUCCGGACGCUCCGCCUGGCUGACGGCCCCGACGAGGUGCAUCUGCAGCAGAUGGGCCGCAACGAGAACAAGCGCGGCAAGGAGACGGCGGCCAAGAUCCAGUGGCAGAAGGCCAAGACGCAGGAGCUGCUGAAGCGAUACGGCACUGAGAUUGCCGAGCCUGGCUCCAAGAUUAAGCAUAGUGCCAAGCUGUAG
This is a messenger RNA of Trichoderma reesei QM6a, 1359 nucleotides long. RefSeq lists its product as uncharacterized. Lineage: Eukaryota; Fungi; Ascomycota; Sordariomycetes; Hypocreales; Hypocreaceae. The transcript is spliced from 4 exons. The record is from RefSeq and is a predicted model, not a curated record. Gene Ontology annotation, molecular function: oxidoreductase activity, acting on the CH-CH group of donors; flavin adenine dinucleotide binding. Bases 1 to 1359 code for a protein of 452 amino acids.